AUGAAAUUAUUCACAACCGUAUCACUCUCGGUUGCUCUCGUGCAAGCUCUCAGCAUUGGCUCGCUCAACUUCGGUUUGGAUACCUUCGCCAAUCGAAUCAUCAAAACCGGCCCGGAACAUUUCGAAUUAGUUUCGGAGGCCACCAAGAUCCAGUACAAACGCCAGGGCAAGAAGUUCAUCGAUGUAACGUCCGUGGUGAGUAUUGACGAUGCGGUUGCACAAGGAAUGGUGGCUUCAGCAGGAAAAUCUGACGUGGUGACGUUUUUUGCUAAGCAGAUUAAGUCAGUCAAGAAACCUAUCCCAGCCUACAACUACCCCGCCAACGCCAGCACCCAGAAGGUGGUGCAGCCACUCCUCAAGCAAAUUGACUUGGACCGUGUCAAGUCUAACUUGGGCGAAUUCUCUUCCUUCUACACUAGAUACUACAAGUCUUCUACGGGUUUGGAGUCCGCAGACUGGCUCUAUGGAACAGUGAAAGACAUUGUGUCUGUUUUGCCAGCAGAUGUUGUGGAACUCACCAAGGUGCAUCACGAUGGUUGGGACCAGUACUCCAUUAUCGUCAGUCUUGUUGGAAAGUCCUCUGAUAAGGUGGUAGUAGGGGCCCACCAAGAUUCUAUCAAUUUGCUCUUCCCUAAUCUUCUCCGUGCUCCUGGUGCCGAUGACGACGGAUCAGGAACGGUAACAACGUUGGAAGCACUCAGAUUAGUGGUUGCAGCCAUUGCAACUGGGCUGUUCACUCCACACAACACGCUUGAAUUCCACUACUACUCUGCUGAGGAAGGUGGACUUCUUGGCUCUAUUGAUGUGUUUUCUCGCUACUACGCUAAUAACCAUACAGUAGUGGGUAUGCUCCAGCAGGAUAUGACCGGAUAUACCAAAGGCACUAUUGAUGAAGGCGUUGAGCCACACUUUGGGUUGAUUUCUGACUAUACAUCUGUUGGCCUUAACGACUUCAUCAAGGUGAUUGUGGCUGAAUACUGUUCCAUUCCUUAUCACGAAACGCAAUGUGGAUAUGCUUGUUCUGACCAUGCGUCUGCAUUGGAGAACGGCUACCCAGCUUCUUUUCUCAUUGAGAGUGAGUUCAAGUACACAGCCAAGCAGAUUCAUCUGACUUUGGACACCUUGGACAGGUUGGACUUUGGCCACAUUCACGAGCACAUCAAGUUGACUGUGGGCUAUGCGAUUGAGUUGAGUCUGGCCAAGCACUUGUAG
Sungouiella intermedia is the source of this 1212-nucleotide messenger RNA. The record is from the annotation of a GenBank genome assembly. NCBI's taxonomy places the organism in Eukaryota, Fungi, Ascomycota, Pichiomycetes, Serinales, Metschnikowiaceae.